AGAUAUCUGGCUUUGCAUGGAACACAUAUUAAAGCGUUACCUGAGCUUCCACCUUCGCUGAGGUCUCUAACAACACAUGACUGUGCAUCACUAGAAACCAUGAUAUCAACCAUCAAUAUCGGCAGAUUAUGGGAUGGAUUGAAUUUUGCAAAUUGCUUCAAAUUGGAUCAGAAACCACUGAUAGCAGCAAUGCAUUUGAAAAUUCAGUCCGGAGAUAAGAUCCCAUAUGACAGAAUUCAAAUGGUUCUACCGGGGAGUGAAAUUCCAGAAUGGUUCAGUGACAAAGGAAUUGGAUCUUCACUCACCAUACAGUUGCCCUCAAAUUGUCAUCAGCUCAAGGGAAUUGCUUUCUGCCUUGUCUUUCUACUCCCUCUUCCCUCCCAUGAGAUGCUUUAUGAAUUCGAUGAUCAUCCUGAAGUUCGCGUAUAUUUUGAUUGCCAUGUUAAGAGUAAAAAGGGUGAGCAUGAUGGUGAUGAUGAAGAAGUCUUCGUUUCCAAGAAAAGCUAUAGUAUGUUCAAUUUCUUGAAGACAUGUGACUCAGAUCACAUGUUUCUACACUAUGAGCUCGAAUUAGUAAAUCAUUUCCGUAAAUAUUCUGGCAAUGAAGUUACAUUUAAAUUCUACCAUGAAGUGGACAACGGGAGUACGAAAGUAGGUCAUGAGAUUCGAAAGCCUUGCGAGUUGAAAAGCUGUGGUGUAUAUCUGCACCUUGAUGAAAAUCUACAGGCCGGCACUUUGUUAAGGAUCUUCCUUAACAAACAAAAGUUUAGAAGAAAAUUGAGGGAGAAAUAGAAGAAAUUGAAAGGGGGAGAGAGAGAGAGAGAGAGAGAGUUCUGCAAUUACUGCAAAUUGUUCUUCAAGUAGUUUUCAAGAUACCUGUACUAGCUGCUUCUUCUGGUACUACUAACUUUCUGCUGUUGUAAUCCUUCUCUAUGACUAACUAACUUUGACCUUACCCUGCAAUUUGUAACACACUUAUUGAUGAGGAUUUGAAGCAAGUAGUUCUGAGAAGGAUUCAGUUUACUAUACGAAUUAUGAAUGAUUAACUUUGUGGGGUAAUGCAUUUGUAAUUUUAUUUUCUUAUGUAUAUGUAGUUUAAUAUGACCACUGGUAGCACUGAUUGUUUAUAGUUUA
This is a messenger RNA of Populus nigra (black poplar), 1134 nucleotides long. Its product is annotated as protein SUPPRESSOR OF npr1-1, CONSTITUTIVE 1. The transcript has 2 exons. The record is from RefSeq and is a predicted model, not a curated record. The coding region runs from base 100 to 792 and encodes 230 amino acids. NCBI's taxonomy places the organism in Eukaryota, Viridiplantae, Streptophyta, Magnoliopsida, Malpighiales, Salicaceae.